Molecule: messenger RNA, 1680 nt
Organism: Ostreococcus tauri
Lineage: Eukaryota; Viridiplantae; Chlorophyta; Mamiellophyceae; Mamiellales; Bathycoccaceae
Product: Biopterin transport-related protein BT1
Exons: 1
Coding region: 1-1680 (559 amino acids)
Source: RefSeq, a predicted model, not a curated record
AUGUCGACCGUCGUCCGCUCGGACGACGGCGACUAUGGUGGUGGGACGUCACCUCGCGACGGCGACGGUCUUACGGCAAAGCGCGACGAAUACGGCUCGCUCUAUGGGUUCACUUCGCGACUUCGAAGGGUGUUCGGAUUGCAAAUCCUACUUUUCCUCGUCUCGUCGAAUUUCCUCGUCAAGGGCGCGGCGAGGCACUUGGUGCAGACGACGUUUUUGCCGUACGCGCAGCAGUACUUGAAGUUCACCGCUCAGGCGUUCCAACGGUUCGAAGUUCUGGCAAUGUUCCCGUGGAUGAUCAAACCGCUCGUCGGGCUGGUGACGGACACAACGCCGAUAUUCAGAUAUCGAAAGCGGUACUACAUAGCCUUCGUCGCCUCUGUUGGGUCGGUGGCGAUUUACUUUCUAGCGACCAAAGACUUCCAACCGGAGGAUAACAUGGAGUACACCGGGUUGGUGAUGGCGGUGAACGUUCUGUUUGCGUUUUCGGACACAUUGGUCGGGGCGCGGGUGUUCGAGGCAAUGUCGCUGAAUCAGCACGUUGGGGGUGAUUUGAUGUCGUGGGAUUGGUUCAUGGUAACUAUUGGGAGCUUGCUAGGGACGCUCUCGGCGUGGACGGGUCUGGAGAAGGGUAACUAUAAGAUGAUAUUUUGGCUGGCGCUUCCGUGCGCGGUACAACUCAUCUUCGUCAGUGGGUUCGGAAUGAUGCCGGAAGAUCCCGUGAAGGAGGGCUUCAACACGCACGCGCUGGCUCAAAAGCACUGGAAUUUGAUGGCGGUCACAUUCACCGUUACGAUCAUGUCAAUCUGCACCGUUUCGAUGCAGCUCGUGGAUGAUUUUGAGCGCAACUUUGGGCUCACAUUUUUAUGUUGUACAGCCAUAAUGCUCAUCAUCAUUAGCUCACUUUGGAUUUUCUUGGAGAAACGAGCGGCGUGCUUGCUCAUAUUUGUCGCCAUAGAGCGAUUUUUAUGCGUGAACGUGAAGCAGGCGAAGGCGUAUUGGUACACGACGGACAGCACGUGCGUCCCGAACGGACCACACUUCAGCUACGUCUUCUACAACGUCAUCACCUUCUCAUUCGCUCUUUUAGCACAAGCGAUCGGGAUUUGGGUUUUUCAGCAAUACUUCAGUCGGUCGAAAAUCAGAUUAGUCUUCCUCAUCAACUCCUUGGCAAAGAUUUUUGCCAAGCUGACUGAUGUCUGGAUCAUCUUGCGCCUGAAUGUUAAAAUGGGAAUCGACGACAGAAGCGCCUACGUGCUCGGCGAAAGCGUCAUUGAGGGCAUCGCCCUCGUGAUGACAUACAUGCCCGCCGCUGCGGUGCUCUCAAAGGUGGUCGAUAAGGAAAUCGAGUGCACAAUGUUCACCCUGCUCGCCGGAAUCGUGAACAUCGGCCACGCUAUUUCCGCGACUGUGGGCGCUAGCGCGAUGACGUACGCAGGCAUACACACCGACCUGGUGGAGGGUGAAUGCAACUUUGACCAGUUGAUUCCUCUGUUGGUCGUGUCUGGCGUCGCGUUACCACUCUUCGCCAUUCCUCUCAUCUACUUGUUCAUUCCGGACUGGAACAUGCACGAUGACUUCAACAAGUCGGAAAUUCAGCGCUCCGUCGAGAAGGAGGCGAUCGUGGGCGCGGAAGAGUCGAGUGAUAAGACCGCGGCGCCGAAGGCUGGUGGUAAAUAG